Messenger RNA from Priapulus caudatus, 2299 nucleotides. Its product is annotated as syntaxin-binding protein 4-like. The coding region runs from base 148 to 1080 and encodes 310 amino acids. The record is from RefSeq and is a predicted model, not a curated record. Lineage: Eukaryota; Metazoa; Priapulida; Priapulimorpha; Priapulimorphida; Priapulidae. The transcript has 8 exons.
GACGAUUUCGCAUUGAGAAGCUCGACAAACCUCACAUCGGCUCUGCGUUACGUUGGCGUGGACCCGAGCGAGGAGCAGCGAGAGGAGCUGAGAGCUCGACUGUGUGUCGAUGACAAAGGCUGUGUCAAAUACGGAGAAUUUGUCGCGAUGGUUAAAGAACUCUUCGAGAAGGAUUUCAACCUAAGUGCGUUGAACUUUUCCUCUCUGCUCAGUGAGUCAACGUUCUGCACGACAGCACAGGAUGCUGGUCAUCUAGCCGCAUCAUCAUCUCAGGUCGACGACACAGCAACGUCGCAGGGAUACGUGAGCCUGCUGCAUAACCAUGAGAGGGCGCUGCGCGACAUCGCCACGCUGAGGAAGGCUGUGAGGCAGCGGGACACGGCGUGCCUGCUAGCCGAGCAGGAGCUGCUCUGUGUCAGAUCUAAUGCACAGGAGGCGAUAGCAGAGACGCGAGCGCUGCGUGCACGAGUGCGGAUGUCCGAGGCUGCUGCCGCACAGGCCCGGCACGUCGAGACCGACUACGAUCAAGUCGUCUCCUUGCUGGAGAGCGAGCUUGCCAAGCUGGCAAGCCAGAAUCCAAAUCGCAAGCAGGCGGGGCAAAGAGACCAGCCGUUCACCGCGCCACCGUCCGAGCUGUCCGACAUCCUAGCCCUUCUGCAGAGAAAAGAAGAAAGCAAGAGCAACUACGCCGCUGCCCUAGAUAUACUACUGCAGUUUGUGUACGAGUUGCAAAAAGUGCUCAGCAGUCUAGGGGGAAGAAAUGGGACUGCGCUGAGGCCAAGCCAGGGUAUGCAGGAUGAGAAUAAGGGAGGUGAUGUGUCUCAAGCAAGCUUGGCGAGACACAGAAACGCUGUGAGCUUUCUCACCAUGCGAGCCAAAGAGACCCUCACACAGAUCCGAGCCAGCCUGAAGGAUGAAACACUGCCGCUUGUGUUUUCCGACAAGCCAUCCCUUGAUGUGUCCACUGCAAGUAGAAAGCAGACGACACUCAAUGCGUCUGUGACCCGGCCGUGUGUGCAGCUGUCGCCGGUCCUCGAGCUACAGGGCUCCAUUGCUGGCACGUCUGGCAUGAGUGUGUAGGCGGGAGCGAUGCUUGCUUCUAAUGACGCAUCAUCUGUAUGCAAAACGAAACGUCAUGGAAUCGGAAUCGCGUUUCUCGUUGGAGUUGGCCAUAAAUUGAAGUGAAAUAGUUCACUAUUGUCCUUGAACAGUGAACAGAGGCUACAUUCCUAUUAUACUGCCCUUCAUUAUUGAACGUGUCUAAAGGUAAGCCGUAAAAAGCAGUUUUUACUCCAUUCGUCUUCAACAGUUAAGUCAUGCUCGAAUUUAUAAAAGGAACAGUGAAAUAAUUUUGUUGUUUUAUAAAUUGUCUUACCACAUCGUCUGUGGUGAAAAUGUGGCAUAAAUCCAGCGUGUCGAAAAUCUCAAGCUAUCAUUUGCUACUUUGUGAAAGCUCAUAACUCAUUGCAAAUUAUUUGUGGCUGGGUUUAGUCAAGUCGGUGUCAAUUUUGCACUGAUAAUUAUUUGCUUUCUAGCCACGUGUCUUUUGUGCAAGAUCUCAGAAAUGCACAGAACGAGUCAUAACACAUGGUCUAUGAUAGCAGUCUGCUUGGUAGUUCUCAUUGAUACUUAUGCUACAAAGUAUUCAAACGAAGUUCUUUUAAUUAUGUCCAGGUGAAUCGUCCUGCUCUUCUUUUGCUGUAGAAUGGUAUUAUCUGGUUCAUUCUGUUAUAUUAUGAAGAUGCCAAUCUGAUAAAUUUUUUACAUUAUACCAUUUAUAUAUAGUGACGAUAUUGAGAUUUAUAUAUUACCAUGAUUACGUUGGUCUUCACAGUAUAUUUUUAGAAAAUCAUGCCUCGUACUUGUGUAGGAAACUGCGUUGUGUUUCUACAGAAUCGUGUAGUUAGUUAUAUGAUCUAGAUAUUAUUACCUAGUUUACUUUAAUUUGGUGGUUGUGUUUAUUAUAUAGAACUACAGUCCUUUUUCAUUCAGAUUUCUAUUUUCUGCAAUAUUUAUAAUCCACCAUUUCUUAUUUCUGUCAGCAAUUUGUAUUUGUGCAAUGGUAUUAGGAUAUAGAUCGUAACCUUGGUUAUUUACGGUGCUCGGUUAUUUAUCAAUGCUUCUAUGUGCUAUGGAAUGAUUUACGUACUAGUAUUACUCAUAUGAUCACAACCCAUCCAAAGAAAAAUGUACGACUCAUUUGGGAAAAUUCCCCUUCUAUUUUAUCUGUGCAUAUUUUUAUGUACUUUUACUUGAUUUUAAUUCCAUUUGUGAGCAAUAAAUGCCUGGUAAUUUUGUA